AAUGUAUAGAACAACUUCAAAAAAUAUGCAAUCACAUGUUUUUGUUUAGAUUUGUUUAUUAAUUUUAUCGGUGUUUUUCUCAAAUCACGUCAUGUUGAGACAAUUUGGUCAUCCUGGAGGCCGAAUAUGCAGUGUGUUUUCUCCUCAAGUGACCAGUGUUCGUGAAAGGAAUAAAUAUCAGGGUAAAAAGGAUAAAAAUUUCGAUACAGUUAAAUGGGAACAUCAAAAUGUACCUUUACAACCCCAUGAAGAUUUUGAACCUGAUGAAUGGUCACCCAGACGAUUAACUUAUUAUCCAGAAGGGCUAUGGUCAUCACUUGUUCCUCGACCAAAGCCGGCUUGGUACGUUGAUAGGAGGAAACCCAUCGAUAUUGAAACACUUAAUCCACGGGAGAAAGAGUGGAACGAUGAACCUAUUUAUCCAGAGAUAAUCCGUGAACCUAAAAUAGCGCAUUUCUUCAAAACAUCAUAUCUUAAUCGAGCCAAAUGGUACAAAGAAUUGUCCAAGAUUCCUGAAAUUGACAGGAAGAAUGUGGAUAUUUGUAAAAUAACGCGUCUUACCAUGCAUUUGGACAGACCUUAUUUCCAAUACUAUGAUGGAGUACAAGUUGCUCAGAAUAUAACUAGGACUCACUUAGUUGACGGCAAAUUACCAGAAUCUUAUUAUCAUAAUGAUGUUGACGAAUCUUUGGUUGUCAAAUUGAAAAGUUUACUACUCGAUUCAAUUAGAGUAAACAAAUAUUCUAAUAGAUCAAAAUCUGCUCACGUAACUAUUGGGUCUGCAUGUAUGAAUGAAGAUUGGGAAAAUCGUAUAAUUGAAAAUAAUUUGCUUCAGGAGAUCAACUAUUCAGUGUCUAAUGUUUUAUUACCCAGUUCACCUCAUCUUUUAGAUUUACAGGUUGACGUUGAAGCUUUUGAUCGAUCUUGGUGGUAUGCCCAUCAGCUUCCGCGCCCUGAAAAAUUCAUGCCGAUGCUCUGGCGUAGCCAGCGAUAUGAAAAAAUUGACCAAUUGAUUACUUAUGGUGCUGUCACACCAUUACAGAUCCGAACCUCAAGUCCUUUACCACGGGUUGUCUCUGGCAAUGAUGAAUUGAGUUCAACUGCAGAUGUGCCCAUUUUGAAUUUUCAUCCAGUGACAUUGGGUUCAAAAAUCACUAGUCGAUAUCCAGUUAUAUUACCCGGUUUUUGGCCUGAACGAAACCACGAUCUUGAAAAAAGUGAACCAAACGAUUUUCCUUACAUGAUGAUGUUUGGUCUUCAUGACCUUGAGACCCGCAAGCGGUUCAAUAACGGUCAAGAUUUCAAAGAUGAAGAAGACGUAGUAAAAUGCAAAGCCAUGUUAGGUUCUUUUGCUUGGUUAAAUGGACUUGCUUUUUAUCAUGGUUUCACACCUUUCCAUGAAAUAACCUAUCCGUUUGUUACUCAAGGUUUAGUUACUGAUGGCCAAAAAUGGCAUUUUUAUGUUUAUCAAAUGAACUCUCACAGUUUUCACAGUGAUCUUUUCACUGGUGAUGGUCCACGAAAUAUUUGUUGGAUAUCUCCGGAAAUGAAGCUUUAUCAAUCUUAUGAAGACGGACAGUUUAUUGGUGUCAAUGAUGAUGUUGUUAAAUAUUUAAUCAAGAUGUAUUCCAAGGUUCCAUGCAAAGAGCCUAAUGUGGAUUAUCGAACAUUUGUUGGUAAAGAUUUGCGAACUGAGGAGGAAAUUAAUGUGGACAGGGCUGUAAUUGGUGAACGUAGCAAUAACAUUCAUGAUAACUGGAUGUGGUCGUAUAAAAAUGCACGCUAUCGGCAACUUUAUCAUAAGUUAUUCGUUGAUAAUCCAGAUUAUGAUACAACAAUGAUGCGAAUAGCUAUGCGUCCAAGAUUGAAACCAGCCGAAGACUAUUAUUACCGUUGGAAAUACUAAUUUAUUAACAGAAAAAUGUUUUGAAAUUUGUAAAAGCGAAAAUAUAUUAGUAUUAAAGUGACCACAUUUGAGUUAGUUAUUGCGUCGAAAGACUUUUAAA
Molecule: messenger RNA, 2006 nt
Organism: Tetranychus urticae (two-spotted spider mite)
Lineage: Eukaryota; Metazoa; Arthropoda; Arachnida; Trombidiformes; Tetranychidae
Gene: mRpS30
Product: mitochondrial ribosomal protein S30
Biological process (GO): translation
Cellular component (GO): mitochondrion; ribosome; mitochondrial large ribosomal subunit
Molecular function (GO): structural constituent of ribosome
Source: RefSeq, a predicted model, not a curated record